Molecule: messenger RNA, 947 nt
Organism: Paramisgurnus dabryanus
Lineage: Eukaryota; Metazoa; Chordata; Actinopteri; Cypriniformes; Cobitidae
Gene: ppp1r14d
Product: protein phosphatase 1 regulatory inhibitor subunit 14D
Biological process (GO): regulation of phosphorylation; innate immune response
Cellular component (GO): cytoplasm
Molecular function (GO): protein serine/threonine phosphatase inhibitor activity
Source: RefSeq, a predicted model, not a curated record
GAGAGAGAGGCAGGCAGGCAGGCAGUGUUAGUAGAGCACAGACAGAAGACAGCAGCUAAAGAAACUGUUGGACUGAAGGAACACAAGAAUGAAUCAGAAACACACAGCAGCAUAAAGAGAGAUAAACACAGGACAAACACCAAGAGGAAGACUCUGGACUUAGUGCUUGUGUUCCGAUAGAAAGAGAGAAGUCUCUUGUCCUCCGUCCGUGGUUGUGCCAGGCAUGGCGUCGGAACCGGGCGCUCAGUCCAGAGUGAUGUUUCAGACCAAAGAGGAGGUGCCUGCCCAAAGGAAACUGGGCAAACUAACGGUCAAAUACAACCGCAAAGAUCUCCAGAGGAGACUGGACAUUGAGGAAUGGAUAGAUGACCAACUGCACGUGCUGUAUGACUGUGAGGAGGAAGACAUCCCUGAACUAGAGAUUGACAUUGAUGAACUUCUAGAGCUUCCAGAUGAGGACCAGAGAUCAAGACUGCAUGAGCUUUUGCAAGAAUGUGGAAAGCCAAAAGAGGACUUUAUUAAUGGGCUGCUUUAUCGGAUGAAGGGACUGCGCAAGAUGUCUGGAUCUCUGAAGAAAUAGGAUAGGUCAAAGUCUGGAUUGUUCAAGAUAAUGUGAACUUUUCUGCUCCGCCCCCUCCCCAUCCCGGCUGUAGCUCUGCCCCUUUACCUCCCUGUACGUAGAGUCUGUGAGGACUAUUAUAAUUCACCACACACACACGCACGCAAACACACACACACACACGUCAUUGACGGGAGCUUCUCUAAAAAGUGUUUUGACCACUAAUGUACAGUUUUAACAUCCAUCGAGCAGACACAGGUUCACAUCGCAGAUCAAAUGUAUCGCCUACUACUUAAAUGAUUUUUUUGUGAUGUACAUUUGGUUGUCUAUUUAUAUGUUUUCAUUUUGACAAGUGUUGUAUUUAACAAUAAACCAUUUCUUUUCAAGA